Spodoptera littoralis (African cotton leafworm) is the source of this 1871-nucleotide messenger RNA. Lineage: Eukaryota; Metazoa; Arthropoda; Insecta; Lepidoptera; Noctuidae. The record is from the annotation of a GenBank genome assembly.
UGUAGGUUCUUUUAUAUUGCUUUUUAUUAAGCAGCUUCGUUAACUUUAGUAAUGGAUUCUAUGUACCCGGGGUGGCUCCGGUGGAAUUCAAAAAAGGCCAGAGGAUUGAAGUUAAAGCUGUCAAAAUGACUAGUAUACACACACAACUUCCAUACGAAUAUUAUUCUUUACCUUUGUGUUUACCCAAGAAUGGUACAUUUGUAUAUAAAUCAGAGAAUUUAGGUGAAGUAUUACGUGGAGACCGGAUAGUAAACACCCCGUAUGAAGUCCAUAUGGCUGAGAACAUUAAAUGCCGACUUCUAUGCCAUCAGAAAAAUAAUCCAAUAAACUGGAGUGUUGAGGAAUCUGAAAAAGUUGCAGGUCGUAUUGAACACGAAUAUUUUGUGCAUUUGCUUGUUGAUAAUUUACCAGUAGCUACCAGAAUUACAAACAGUGACACCUCUGAGAGAAAUAUAGAGCAAGGCUAUCGUCUUGGUUUUAUGUCGAAAGGCAAGGCAUACAUCAACAAUCAUUUGAAACUAUUACUCAAAUAUCAUAAGCAUAGCCAAGACUCCUAUCGAGUGGUUGGUUUUGAAGUGGAAACUGUUUCCGUAGACAAGGAUGAACUGACAUUUGCUGAUGAUUCAUGCCAGUUCCCAUCAGACCCCAGACCACAGCUGGUCAAUGAAGACACUGGCACUAAGUUAUAUUUCACAUACUCAGUUGAGUGGGGAGAAUCUGAAAUAAGCUGGGCAUCAAGAUGGGAUAUCUAUUUGGGCAUGAAAGAUGUCCAAAUCCAUUGGUUUUCCAUUAUCAAUUCCAUUGUUGUUUUGUCCUUUUUAUCAGGUAUUUUGACAAUGAUAAUGGUGCGCACAUUAAGAAGAGAUAUAGCUCGUUAUAAUUCAGAUGAGAGCAUUGAUGAUAUGAUGGAAGAAACUGGUUGGAAGUUGGUUCAUGGUGAUGUGUUUCGUCCACCACCAAAGAGAAUGUUAUUUGCGGCUGUUAUUGGUAGUGGCAUUCAAGUGUUUCUCAUGACCCUCAUCACAAUCUUCAUUGCUAUGCUUGGCAUGUUGUCACCGGCGAGCCGCGGUGCGCUAAUGACUGCCGCCAUAUUUCUCUAUGUGUUCAUGGGCCUCAUUGCGGGCUAUUACUCGGCACGAUUAUACAAUACUAUGAAGGGAAAACAAUGGCAGCAGGCUGCGUUCCUAACAGCGACUCUGUACCCAGCUAUUGUGUUUGGAACAUGCUUCUUUUUAAACUUUUUUAUUAUGGGUAAACAUUCCAGUGGCGCAGUUCCAUUUUCGACCAUGAUGGCUUUAUUAUGUCUUUGGUUCUGCAUAUCAUUGCCAUUAGUAUAUUUGGGAUAUUACUUCGGAUGUCGAAAACAACCAUUCCAGCAUCCAGUUCGAACUAAUUUCAUUCCAAGGAAAGUCCCUGAGCAAGUUUGGUACAUGAACAUAUUUAUUUGCAUUUUGAUGGCUGGCAUUCUACCGUUUGGGGCAGUAUUCAUUGAACUGUUCUUUAUUUUCAACGCACUGUGGGAGAACCAGUUUUAUUACUUGUUUGGAUUCCUAUUCCUCGUAUUUUGUAUACUUGUGGUGUCUGUAUCACAAAUAUCAAUUGUUAUGGUGUAUUUUCAACUGUGUGGAGAGGAUUACCAUUGGUGGUGGAAGAGUUUUGUUGUGUCGGGAGGAUCUGCUGUUUAUAUUUUAAUAUACUCGAUAUUUUACUUUUUCACGAAAUUGGAAAUCACAGAAUUUAUACCAACAUUGCUUUAUAUUGGCUACACAGGUCUUAUGGUGUUAACAUUUUGGCUUCUCACUGGCACCAUCGGAUUCUUCGCAGCAUAUACUUUUAUAAGAAAAAUUUAUGCUGCAGUAAAAAUUGACUAA